GUUUGAACCCAAAGCUAGAACCUAAAGAAGGCCUUCGUUACUGUUUGAACCCAAGGCUAGAACCUAAAGAAGACCUUCGUUAUGAACCCAAUCCAAUAGAAUUUAAAAGAAGAAAAAAUCUUUACCG
Racocetra persica is the source of this 127-nucleotide messenger RNA. The record is from the annotation of a GenBank genome assembly. NCBI's taxonomy places the organism in Eukaryota, Fungi, Glomeromycota, Glomeromycetes, Diversisporales, Gigasporaceae.